AUUCAUUAUUCACUCCAAUCUCUAUCUCUCUCGUUUCUCUCUCUCUCUCUCUUGUUCGUUCUCUUUGACCGCCUCGGCGUCGCCAAAAACCCCAAUUUCAGAUUUGACCAGAACCAAACCCACAAAAAAUACCCCGUCAUUUUCCCUCUCUUUUGCACUACUUUAAACCAACAUAACGGCGGCCUUUUUUCUUCUCUGAAGCAUUUCGUCAAACAGACCCCCCUCCCUCUCAUUUUUUUUUAUAUACUCUUCCUCUGUACUAAUCAUGAGUAAACUACUCAUUAAAGGAACCAGCAGAAGCAUUGAUUCUGAUGCCAAUGCGGUCAAGGUCAGUGGUAGUAGUACAAGUAUAACUGUAUCUGGGCCUUCUGGUGGUAGUUCUACUAGUGACUUUGAAUUUGGGGAGAAAGAAGUGGAUUCUGAAGGUGGUUUUGGGAUGAAUAAGAGUGGUAAUGAAGAGGAAGAGGAAGAGUAUUUGGAUAGUGGGAAAAGCAGUUUGAGUUCUGCUAGUUAUUGUACUAGUGAGGAUGUAAAUGAGGCUAGUUUUAGGAAGUAUUGUCCCUCAAAGCCUCAUAAAGGGAAUGAUAUUAGGUGGGAAGCAAUCCAAUUUGUGCUGGCCAGAGAUGGUCAGUUGGGUUUGGGGCAUUUUAGGUUGUUGAAGAAAUUGGGUUUUGGGGAUAUUGGGAGUGUGUAUUUGGCGGAGUUAAGAGGGAUGAAAUGUAUGUUUGCUAUGAAGGUGAUGGAUAAAGGGAUGUUAGCUGGGAGGAAGAAGAUGGCCAGAGCUCAGACUGAGAGGGAAAUCCUGGGAUUGUUGGAUCAUCCGUUUCUGCCGACCCUUUAUUCGCAUUUUGAGACGGAGAAAUUCUCGUGCUUGCUCAUGGAAUUUUGCAGUGGCGGGGAUCUGCAUAUUCUUAGGCAACGUCAACCAGGAAGGCAUCUUACAGAACAAGCGGCAAGGUUUUAUGCUUCAGAAGUGCUCUUAGCUUUGGAAUAUUUGCACAUGAUGGGAGUGGUCUACAGGGAUUUAAAGCCUGAAAACGUUAUGGUUAGGGAAGAUGGUCAUAUUAUGCUCUCCGAUUUCGAUUUAUCAUUAAGAUGCUAUGUUAAUCCAACGCUGGUAAAUUCCGGAAGCGAGACAUCAUGCACCACAAUUUCAUCAUACUGUGUUCAGCCACCAUCAUGCAUUGCUAACCCAUCAUGCAAAUUACCAGUUUGUGUGGAGCCUUCCUGUUUCCAGCCCUCGUGUUUCAAACCUCGACUUUUCAACUCCAAAACAUUGAUGAAAAUGAGGGGAGGAGAAUGCACCAGUACCACUUUGACUAGCAGUAGUACUUCAGAUUCUUCACUCCCGGUACUCAUAGCAGAGCCAACUGCGGCAAGAUCCAUGUCGUUUGUCGGGACACACGAAUACUUAGCCCCUGAAAUCAUCAGGGGAGAUGGUCACGGGAGCGCAGUUGACUGGUGGACAUUUGGCAUUUUCCUGUACGAGUUGAUGCAUGGGAAGACACCCUUUAAAGGCAAUGGGAACAGGGAAACAUUGUUUAACGUUGUAGGGCAGCCAUUAAAGUUCCCGGAGAGCUCAACUGCGAGUUUCGCCGCCAAAGAUUUGAUCAGGGGUUUGCUUGCAAAGGACCCACAAAAGCGAUUAGGAUACAAAAGAGGCGCGGCGGAGAUCAAACAACAUCCAUUUUUUCAGGGUGUGAAUUGGGCACUCAUCCGGAGUACCCCACCUCCAGAAAUCCCUCGACCUGUAAAUUUUGCUGUACCAAAUCAAGCAACACUCAAGUCUUCCUCAUCAUCGGCCACUCAGCCUUCGAGUAAUGACAAAGGAACUUCUGAGUCGGAUAGAUCAUCCGGGCCUUACCUUGACUUUGAAUUUUUCUAACACAAUUUUGACUGCAGAAAAAAAGAGCAGAUGCUUUCUGUUCUUGCAUGUCCUCUCGUUUGCAGGCCAGCAUAAAUUUUCCUAAAAAAAAAAAUUAGUUUGUAUGUAUUUUCAGUGUAAUUUUUCUUUGUUUUGUAUAAGGUUUUUUUUUUUUUUUUUUCCUGCUUUUCCUUGCUGCCCUG
Oldenlandia corymbosa var. corymbosa is the source of this 2067-nucleotide messenger RNA. NCBI's taxonomy places the organism in Eukaryota, Viridiplantae, Streptophyta, Magnoliopsida, Gentianales, Rubiaceae. The record is from the annotation of a GenBank genome assembly.